UUCCGUAUCCAAAUGUAUUUUCCUGAUGCCCGCUCUCUGGUUGGAAAGAGGAAAAUGUUUUUCAGCGUGUAAACUCAACGUUUAAGGUAAUCUUUCCGAAAAGUGUUCCGCUACGCACUCCUGCGCUAGACGUGCGUUACGCUUGGCACACAAAGUAUUUGCGGAUUUUAUUUUAAAGUUUGUUUCGCCCCGGCCUAACAUUUCAUGGUUCCGGACAUCUGCUGGAUUACGAAAAAAUAAUUUUCAAAGAUACAACCCGUCUUUUGUACAACAAGUGUUUUGUUUUAUUUCACCGGAAGUCUGCUUUAAGUACGUGUCACCGUAGCAUACUUGACUGUUUCUUUCCGGUAAACGUGUGAGGGGGCGAUAAGAAGUAACCGGAGGCGGAGCUUUAACGGAACAGCUGGCCCGGAGUUAACGGGUAGAUGAGCUGCAGUGCCCGAGCACAGCGCACCGACAUGGGAGCGAACAUGUUCUCACUGUGGCUGACAUGGGUUUGUCUCCUGCAGUGCUCUGGGAUGUUGUCUCAGGUGGAGAGAUAUGAGGUGGUCAGACCUCAGAGACUUCCAGGGAGACAGAAGAGGAGCGUGCGGGACAACCAGCUUUAUCCUGAUACAGUUCGGUACGAGUUGGCCAUCGAAGGGAGGAACCACACAAUGUAUCUGGAAAAGAACAAGAAUCUUAUUGGGAGAGGCUACACUGAAACACACUAUUCAGACGAUGGAAAGCGUGUGACAACGUCACCAAAUGAGGAGCACUGCUACUAUCACGGUCACAUUGAAGGUGUGAGGGACUCUUCCGUCAGCGUUGGCAUUUGUUCAGGCAUUAGCGGCUUUGUGAGAGCCCAGCAGCAGGUUUACCUGAUAGAGCCUCUGGGACAGUCCGACGAUGGUGACCAUGCAGUUUACAGACACGAGCACCUGAAGGUCAGCUGUGGCUCUUCGUCCAACACCACCACACUGUACGACCAGGACCAGGACCCGGGCCCUCGGCUCGCUGGCCUCUUCAAGUCCAGAUCGUGGAAACCCAUCGCAGGUCCACAGAGGUUUGUCGAGCUGUAUAUGGUGGUGGACAACACUGAGUAUAAGCUACACGGAAGCAAGACUAAAUCUCGUAUUCUCGGAGUUGUGAAUCACGUCGACAAGCUGUAUCGACAUCUGAACAUUCACGUCAUGCUGGUGGGUUUGGAGAUCUGGACAAACAGAGACUACAUCGACGUUGACAUUAAUUCAGAGACUGCUCUGGACAAUUUCCUCAUGUGGCGGCAGGUCGAUCUUCUGCAGAGGGCGAAGCAUGACAACGCCCAAUUUGUGACUGGAAAAGACUUUGUGGGAGAUACCGUUGGAUUGGCGAAUAAGUUUGCCAUGUGCACUGAAAACUCAGGUGGAGUGAAUCAGGAUCACCAGGAUAAUCCGAUAGGCCUCGCCUCCACCAUCGCUCAUGAGAUGGGACAUAAUUUUGGCUUGUCCCACGAUGUUGAAGGUUGUGUGUGUGGUCCGUCUUACAGCAGUGGGAACUGUGUGAUGGCAGACAAGCUCAGGACAGGAAAUAUAGCGUUCCCGGAGUUUUUCAGCAGCUGCAGUGUGAAGCAGCUCGCUGAAUUCAUGGAGCGAGCUCAACCCAGCUGCUUGUCCAAACCGUCAGACUCUGUUAAGACCAUCGCUGUGGGCCCUCGCUGUGGCAACGCCCUGUUGGACCCUGGAGAGGAGUGUGACUGUGGCACUGUGGAGGAAUGCAAGAAUUCUUGUUGUGAUGCCUCAACUUGUCGUCUGACUGAAGGAUCCCAGUGUGCUCAUGGACAAUGCUGCGACGAAUGCCAGUUAAAACUGGCUGGAAGUGUGUGCAGAAAGUUGGCCGGUGACUGUGACCUGCCUGAAUACUGCACCGGAGUGUCUGAGGAUUGUCCUGAAGAUAGUUUUGAGAUGAACGGCAAAGCGUGCUACGACCAGGCACCGGGCUACUGCUACAACGGCCAGUGCCCCACACUUGAGCAGCACUGCUGGAGGCUGUUUGGAUCAGGGACCAGAAUUGGAGCAGAUAUAUGUUUCGACCUGAACAAACGGGGCAUAGAAGGUUUAAACUGCGGGAGGAACAAGUUCGGCUACACCCCUUGUACAGCACAGAAUCUUAAAUGUGGAUCUAUAUUUUGUGGAGGAGGGGGUGAGUCCAUCACAGGUAAAAGGUCAUCCUACACUGUGAACGGCAUUGAGUGUAAAGUACCUGUGGAUGAUGAUAAAACUAGAAACAUCGACAUGGUGCCAAAAGGAACCAGAUGUGGAGUAAAUAAGGUUUGCCUCGACAACAGAUGUGUGGACGUAUCAGUCUAUGGGCAAACAGAGGAUUGUGCCAAGAAAUGCAACAACAAGGGGGUGUGUAACCACAAGAAAGAGUGCCACUGUAAUCCUGGCUGGGCGCCACCCUACUGUGACAUCCAGUAUGCAGAUUUACCUCAAGGUCAGAGUGGGAUAAUAGCUGGUGUGUGUGCAGUUCUCUCCAUCCUCCUGGUGAUCACAGUACUGACUGCAGGGCUGAUGUGCUGUAAAAAGGACAACAUGGACAGAUACACCUCUAAAUGGAAAGUGCAUUCAGACAAGUCGAAGUCGGUGAUCCAGGAACCACAUGUUAAAGAGAGAGUGCACAUCAGUCAGCCCACUUUCGUGGGAUCAACAGCAACACGAGCCAGCGCUCCUCUGAUUGUUGGUGUGACUCCCUGCAGACCCGCUCCACAGCCUCCAAGGAACUUGUCUUCUACCUCACAAACUGAGCCGACCAGACCUCCUCCUUUACCUCCAUCAAAACCUUUCCCGCCUCUGAAUAAAACACAGUACAAGGCAGCCAAACCAGGUCCUCCUCCUGUACCUCCGGUGAAGCCCAGCCCCCGUCCGGCUGCCAGAAUCAAGCCAUGCACUCCUCCACCGCCGCCAUCGAAGCCACAACUUCACAGACUCACAUGAAAGUCUUACUUAAAGUAUCAAGUUUGACCAAAGCAGAAGACAUUCAGCAUGCAGUUGUGUUUAUAUAAGAAGAAAACCAUGUUUUUUGGGAUCAGACGUGUGAGUCAGAGAACUGAGAGUUUGGAAAAGUUAACUCUUCAAAGCCUUUUUAAAGAUGCCGAAGCUUCAUCGACUGAGAAUGUCUUUGAUGACACGAGACCAACAGCUUCACCGCUGCUGUGGAAAAGUCUCCAUUAACUGCUGCUGCAGUUGUUACUGUUGUGCGUUUGUAAAAAAAAAAAAAAGAAAAGUUGUUCUUUCUGCUAACGUCCUUUGUAACAAUGUGUUGCCUUGCUGCACUUUUGUUAAUUUGAGGGAAAUAGUGCUCAAAUUGAAAUGUACUUUAUAUAUUUAUUGAAUGUUUGUGCACGGGACUGUACGGAAAUUAUUAGACGGGGAAAUGGGAUUGAAAAGGUUGGGAGGGUUAUGUGUUUUUCCUUUUUGGUGAAGGGCAGAUUUUAUUUCAGCCUUCAAUCGACCUGCAGCCUAAGCACUGCUAAUAUAGGUCAACCUGCAAUAACUGAUCUGAUGAUCACAUUUUAAUUUAAGACGGCGAACUUGUUAGCAUACAGUUGCUUAUUUACACAUCCAGCAGCUACAGAGCAACAUUCAUGUGGUGGAGUCGUGUUUCUGGCCACUUGAUGAACUUGAGUCCGAUAUUCUCUCUUUUAACUCUGUUUUGGUCUCCACCAGCUCCUGAGGGAAAUAUCUGGCGCUUUAGCUGCUAAAUGCACCACCAUGUUCACCAGCCAGUGUUUAACUGUUUGCUGUUGAGCAGGUCAUGUAAAAGUGGGUUUUACAGUUGUCACUUCUCUAUAGGUUCAUCACUACGAGCGACCCCUUUCACAUUAUCAUCAAAAUAUUGCAUAUAGUCUUGUGAAGUUUUUAUUAAAUGAACUGGAGAGGGUUUGAGCUCUCCACUCCAAUAAUUUCCGUACAACUGUGUCCAAAGCCAGGCAGCCUUCUAUGAGGUUACUUUUGUAUAACUUGCACUGUACUUGAAAACCUUUGAAUGGUACUCACAGUAUGGGAGUCUUUGCACAGUUCGGAUGACCUGUGUGAAAAGCCUUUUUUUUUUACUGCACUGAUAUGUCUCUAGGUCAACGAUCACCUUGUAAGUUAAAUUGUCUUAAAAUACAAAAUAUCAGUUGGUAUGACCACAAUCCUACUUUUUAAUCUGUCUACCCAAGAGAGAGCCUUUUGUUGCAACAAUUAAAGGGCACUUUUUAUUACAAAAGUAUGAAGAGAUCAUGUUGCAUCAGGAGAUUACACAAGUUAUCAGUGUGAAACAAGGCGUGACAGAUGGCUUCUUAUCUCUGUGCUUCUUUUUGUGAAUUGCAUAAUGAUUAAGUUACAUUUUGUCCACGUCUGUGUCUUUUCUUGUAGAACAUGAUUGUUAACCUACUCAGAUGUCUUGUAUUGUUAUUCCAAGGACACUGAAUCUACAUCUGUCAGCAGUUAAUUUACAUUUAUUGGUCCUCGGUGAUUAGCUAAAGGAAACGGGGAAGCAGCAGUGAGUCAGAGCUGUGCAGCCGGGCUCAGACCCCCGGCGUGAGCUCCUAUCGUCCGGGUUUCCAGCUCAGGCUUCUUAAACAGUCAGACACAAAGGCUGAUGGGCUUUUAUUUUUGUUUCCAGUUUAACAGACUCAAGACUUAUCGUGGGAAACAAACCAAGAACUUUCUAAGUGAAUUAGCAAUAAAAGCUGAUCCAAAGGCCAGCACGCCAAUAUUAGCACAUCACAGAUAUACAUGUUGGCUGAUAAGGUGCCUUUUGAAACGGUGUCACAUUUACUUUAGUUUGUAGAUGCCAUGCGAGCACGUUGGCUCUUUGGAUGGCAAUGUCAGUUUUAUGUUCCACCACUUUGGUUCAGACUGAAAUUUCUCAACUAUUAGAUGGAUUUCCUUUAAAUUUUGUUGAGACAUUCAUGUUCCCCAGGUGAUCAAUUCAGGCUAAACAGCCAGAUUUAUUUCUCAGGAGUUGGUAGAGACCAAAAAUGAGCUCGAAAGGGAGUGAAAAUUCAACUUUGCAUUUAUGGAGAGCAUGCUGAGGCAGUGUAAUGAUUUAAUUAAAGGUACAAAUUUUCUCAUUGA
This is a messenger RNA of Micropterus salmoides (largemouth bass), 5084 nucleotides long. RefSeq names its product ADAM metallopeptidase domain 8b (gene adam8b). The transcript has 23 exons. Gene Ontology annotation, molecular function: metalloendopeptidase activity; cell adhesion molecule binding. The record is from RefSeq and is a predicted model, not a curated record. NCBI's taxonomy places the organism in Eukaryota, Metazoa, Chordata, Actinopteri, Centrarchiformes, Centrarchidae. Bases 426 to 2954 code for a protein of 842 amino acids. Gene Ontology annotation, biological process: proteolysis; inflammatory response; regulation of cell-cell adhesion.